UUUGCAGCUGACGACCGCGACGACCGGGUAGAAGGCUUAUGCGCAGUGCAGUAUCACAUGUCAAUGCUCGCUGCGCAUGUACUUACCGGUGAAAAAGUCAUGGCAGGUGUUUCGGUUGGUUCUUAUUGUUGACUAUUUCUUAUAUUUAGAUAACAGGUUACUUAGAACUUUCCCGAAGGACAAUGAUAACGCGUAUGUUACAUAAUUUAAAAAACUUAUUUUAAGUAACCGAUUGCCAAAGUCAUUGUAAAUUAUGUCGAACACACGAGAAGCAGAGGUAAGCAUUUGUACAAAUCUUCAAGGAACGCGGAAACGCGUGUGUGAAAGAACAAAAAUAUGAAGAGGCUAUGUUUCAUUACACUCAUGCCAUUAAACUAGACCCACAAAAUUAUUCUUUGUAUAGUAAUCGAUCAUUUGCAUUUUUAAAAUUACAACAAUAUCAUUUUGCAAUGGAAGAUGCAUUAAUGACAAUUCAAUUAAAACCUAAUUGGACCAAGGGUUAUUUUAGAAAGGCUGAAGUAGAGUCACAAACCUUUCGCUUCAGUGAAGCACUUCAAUCUUACAAUAAAGCUUUAUCCUUUCAACCAAAUGAACCAACAAUUUUAGAAGCAAUGAAUAGAGUAACACAAUUAUUAAUUAAAGACAAACGAGCUGAUCAACAAAUACCCUGGCUUGGUGCUGGCGUUGGUAUCAUACUUGGAGUAAUAGUUGUAAUUGCUGAUUAUGUUUUUACAAAUAAACCCACAUUAACGCAUCCUCUUUUGAUGGCCUUAUUAACGAUGUCUAUAGCAAUGCUUGGUUUUGGCAUUGCAAAGGGAUUCCGUUAUUUUGUAAAGUGUCAAAGAAAAUCACUUUUGGAACCUCCAACGGAUCUCUUUGGUGAUAAUAAAGAAGAAUUUGAUGAUGUUGAAACAGAAAUGAAUAACGAGAAGGAAAAACAUUCAAAGUAUAGUAAAGCACAAGCACGACAAAGAUUCAGGAAAGGAAAAUCGUAGUGUGCUUUGAUACUAAUGAUAUUAAUAAUGACUUACAUACAUUUUUAUGUAAAUUUUAAAUUGAUACACUUUUUAGCAUCUCGAGAAUGCACUGAAUGUUUAUGAUCAAUGUUAUUGCAUUGACAGAAGGUGUUAUUGGUACUGUUUACAUUUUAUACUUCAGUUACCGUUAAACAAUUUUAAAGUAUUGAGAACAUGUGCCAGAAUUUCUAUAUUUCCCUAUAUUUUAUGUUUAGAAAUUUUUAUAUAGAGCAACAUUUCCUAAUUAAUAAUUGAGUCCAUCUAUUACAAAUAUAAUAUUUUAAUCCUUUUGAGAUGUAUCACAGGAAAUAAGGCUGCAAUGAUAAUAUAAUUAUUGGUAAGUUAUGUAGUACAAAUAACUCUAAAUUUCAAAUCAUAAGAAGAUCUUUAAUCGUUAUAUAAAUUAUAUUAAUAUUUAAAAAUAUGAAAUGUUUCAAUUUUGAUAAAUAUUGGCGAAAAGUAAUUUAUGCCAUUUAUACUUUGUCAUAGUCAUAUCGUAGAAUCAAAUAAUUACCUUCAUCUAAUUCAUACAACGAAUAUCUUAUUCUUAAUAUAAAGAAUAAUUAUUUACACACAACUUUUUGCACUACUUGUCACAAUAAACGUAAGAAAUAUUCUAACUAAAUAUAAUCGAUCACAUAACAACUGUUUAAUUUCUUGUUUGAUAUAAUAACCAAUGAAAAUUCAGAAUUUCUUAAUAUAUGCAUUUAAUAUACACAUAUACAAUAAACCAUAUUAUUUAAAUUUUAAACAUUAAAUAUAUUGCAUACUAUGUCUCUAUUACAAGUAUGAAUGUGCAUAAGUUAAAACACAAUUAAUAUUAAAUUUUCCAAAUACACUUCUAUAGAAUUGUGUAUAUCUCUUUUAUUUUAAUGAUUUUAGUAAUUCAAUACUGUUGCUAAGUAUCCAAUAAUUUUUGAUAUAGAUAUGACUUAUAGUAAGCUUCAUCUCAUUAAGUUACUUCGUGAGAACUAUUUAUGUGCAUAGAUUAUAUAUAUAGAUAGGAAAACGUGAAUAUUUAAUAGUAACACUUAGAAGCAAAAAUAUUAAAUUCAGGAAUUUCAUGUAAUUAUUUGAUGUGCUUCUAUUAUUCUUUAAAGUCGAUUAGAUUAAAUUAUUGAAAUCUAUCGAAUUUUUUCGCAAACUAAGCUAUUAUGUGACAAUUACACUAUAUUAUAACCCUUUGUAAAUUGACCAUUUUCCCGUACAUCAUUUUAAAAUUAAUCGGCUGAAAUAUGUAUGUAUAUUGUCACUAAUAUCGUAUUUCACCUCCGUAAAAACAUGUAAUUAGCAAUUAUACAUAAUAAUGAUAAUUUUUUAUUUAACCGCAAUACAUAUACUAUACUCAGUUCGCUAGGCAUUAUUAUAUUAUUCUUCCAUUUAAAACCCGUUAUGCGAUGAAUUAUCAUAUUAAUUCCAAUGUAACGAAUCAAUAUCGUAGGAAAUGCAUGGCUGAAUCUCUUGUAAAUUAAUUAUUAACAUUAUUUAUAUAUUAUUCAACUACGAAUAUAAUGAGAAUACAUUUUCGUGUAUAUUAAA
Molecule: messenger RNA, 2555 nt
Organism: Bombus terrestris (buff-tailed bumblebee)
Lineage: Eukaryota; Metazoa; Arthropoda; Insecta; Hymenoptera; Apidae
Product: tetratricopeptide repeat protein 31
Exons: 5
Coding region: 348-995 (215 amino acids)
Molecular function (GO): Hsp90 protein binding
Source: RefSeq, a predicted model, not a curated record